AUGGAGGGAUUGUCGACCUCAGGAAAUCAUCACAGGAGGCGGAGUUCGGUGUUGACAGGCGCGGGGGGCCCAUCGCAAUCACGACUGUCAAACGAACCCCAUGAGGAGAGGGCAGGCCGCUCGAGCCCUCGUGAUGGAGACGGGCCAAAGGGAGAGGAGCAGAAGCCGCUCACGGCCGAAGACACGGACUCGUCCGACUUAUCGUCCAUUGCGGAGACAGAUGGCGAGUUGGAGAAUGCGCCAUCCGAUGAGGACCUGAACGAUGAUGAAGAGACCGGUUUAACGACCAAGCAGAGGAAUGAAAGACGGCGGCGGAGAAAGAAGCAGCGCAGGCGGCUCGACGCUCGCAUUGCCGGUUCGAAAAAGAACCCGUAUCGAUUGGCCGACAAGAAUGUCAUCGUGAGGCUGCUGAUAAAUGCUGCGUUGAUUGGAUUAUGGUACCUCUUUUCGCUAUCCAUCUCGAUUUACAAUAAGUGGAUGUUUUCAGAAGAUGCCAUUGUCUUCCCCUUUCCUCUGUUUACCACGAGCCUGCACAUGGCUGUCCAAUUCGUCUUGUCCGCUCUUAUCCUUUACUUCGUUCCGGCUCUUCGUCCUCGACAUCCGACCACGCCUGCGGGAACUGCUGCCUCUCCUGACACUCCUGUUAUGACCAAGCUGUUCUAUGUGACACGCCUGGUGCCGUGCGGCGGGGCUACAUCUCUGGAUGUUGGCCUUGGGAACAUGUCCCUCAAGUUCAUCUCCCUCACCUUCCUCACCAUGUGCAAAUCCUCCGCACUUGCAUUCGUCCUUCUUUUUGCCUUUGUCUUCCGCUUGGAAGCACCGUCUAUCAAACUGAUCCUCAUCAUUGCGACCAUGACGAUUGGAGUCAUCAUGAUGGUGGCUGGCGAGACAGCCUUCAACGCUCUCGGAUUCGCUCUGGUGAUUGCUUCGGCCUUCUUCUCAGGCUUUAGAUGGGCCCUCACUCAGAUUCUCCUUCUCCGUCACCCGGCGACCUCAAACCCCUUUUCGACAUUGUUUUUCCUCACCCCCGUGAUGUUCCUCACCCUUGUAGCCAUCGCACUUGCGGUCGAAGGGCCCGGCGAGAUCGCCGAGGGACUUGGAGCUUUGUCGGAAGCCCGUGGUCCUGUUACUGGGAUCUUGCUCCUGAUCUUCCCGGGCGUCUUGGCUUUUUGUAUGAUUUCGUCCGAGUUUGCCCUCCUCAAACGGUCUUCCGUCGUGACGUUGAGCAUAUGUGGCAUUUUCAAAGAGGUGGUGACCAUCAGUGCCGCCGGCGUCGUUUUCCACGAUAAACUAACUCCUGUCAACGUGUCUGGUCUUAUUAUCACGAUUGGAAGUAUUGCUUCAUACAACUACAUGAAAAUCUCCAAGAUGAGGAGAGAUGCUCGAAAAGAGGUGGAGCGCGAACAACAUGCGGAAGGCUACAGCAUCUCACCCGUCGAAGAGGAGCGGGAAACCAGCCGUGGGUUGGGACUUGGAAUUGGAAGCAGUACCGAGGGUCGAGGAGCAUAUCAAGCAAUAUCGGACCAAGCCUUUGCCGGGGAGUUAGGUGCCCCGAGGACUGCGGAAGCGGGCGACAACGUUAAUAUCACACCGGAAAAUCACAUCCGUUGA
Molecule: messenger RNA, 1611 nt
Organism: Rasamsonia emersonii CBS 393.64
Lineage: Eukaryota; Fungi; Ascomycota; Eurotiomycetes; Eurotiales; Trichocomaceae
Product: Nucleotide-sugar transporter
Exons: 2
Coding region: 1-1611 (536 amino acids)
Biological process (GO): UDP-glucose transmembrane transport
Cellular component (GO): Golgi apparatus; cis-Golgi network; endoplasmic reticulum-Golgi intermediate compartment
Molecular function (GO): antiporter activity
Source: RefSeq, a predicted model, not a curated record